Molecule: messenger RNA, 489 nt
Organism: Ilex paraguariensis (yerba mate)
Lineage: Eukaryota; Viridiplantae; Streptophyta; Magnoliopsida; Aquifoliales; Aquifoliaceae
Source: the annotation of a GenBank genome assembly
AUGGCGUCAUUCGGAGUGGGGAUGUACCCGCAUCCGCCAAUGGCCCCUAUGGCCUAUCCGUGGAUGCCAUCUCUGCCUUAUUUUAUGAAGCCACUAGGGUCUCAAGUGCCAUUGGUGCCAAUUCCGAAGCUGAAGCCGCAACAACCUGUAUCUGCUCCACGGGCAAAGAAGUUUAAAAGCAAGAAAAGUGAGGGUAAAACUAAGAAGGUUGCAAGUGUUAGUUUUCUGGGUUUGUUGUUUUUUAUACUACUUUUUGGUGAGCUGGUUCCAAUGGUGAAUGUGAAGUAUGGAGCAAUGAGGGAAUCACUUUCUGGUGGAUCGUAUUAUGUUGGCGAUAGGAUGUAUGAUCAACAACAUGGUAGGGUGUUAAGCAUCAAGGGGCAUUUAAAUCAAAUUGACCAUAAGAAUGGAAUAGGAUUGACUAAUGAGAAACUUGGCAUACAUUGUAGGAGAGGUCAUGCUGGAGGAGUAGAGUCAAAUGUCGAGUAG